AGGUCACAACUUCCUUUUCUGUCUGUAGCCAUUAAACGUGGAUCUUAUCGAAAGUUGAAAAACCAUACUGUUUUCAGUACAAUAUUUAAGAACUUUCUUAAUAAACAUAACUAAGUUUUUGCCUAAUAAAGUAUAAAUUAUAUUACCUUUUAAAAAAGAUGGAUAAUACAUUUUUUAAUCCAUUUGCUGACACUGGUGAAGGAGUUGGUGGAGCCCCGGGAAUUCAAGGAUCACUUAUUCACAUCCGUAUCCAGCAAAGAAAUGGUCGUAAGACGCUAACCACAGUCCAGGGUGUUGACCCAAAGUAUGAUUUUAAGAAAAUUGUCAAGGCAGCCAAAAAAGAGUUUGCUUGCAACGGUACAGUUGUUGAACAUCCUGAAUAUGGUGAAGUAAUUCAGUUACAGGGAGAUCAGCGUGAUCAUAUCAGGAGUUUGCUCAUCAAAGUUGGAAUAGCAACCAAUGAGCAAAUCAAAGUCCACGGUUUUUGAAGAAAUUGUGUGUUUGUUUCUGUCCAAAUCAAGUCUCUUUGGCCUUUCCCCACAAACACUGGAGAAAUGUUCCCUCUGCAUAGUUGCACCGGCAUCCGGAGAGGAACUUGUGGGAACAAGCAGUAUGUUGUGCAAGAGGUGUGUGGAUGAUUUUUCUGCCUGGUUUGGCUCCAUAUAUGUGUACAUACUUUUUUGAAUGGUCGAGUGGUGUUGUGGAUGCUGUGUGACUGGGUAUGAGUCGUAUAGUUAUCUGGGAAAGCUAAGCUACAUUGUUCUUAUAGUAAAUUUGUUUGAAAAAUUUUAAAUAGAGCGCUACUGAUUUGAUUAUUCUUUCAUUAAAUUGACAUUUACUUCAGAGGCUGGAGAUAAUUAUUUCUUUAAGGUGAUUUUGUUAUGAUACACAAUGCAAUUUAACAUUAUAUAAGCAAAUUUUAUGAAUGGUCUUAAUUUAUAAUUGUGUUGAGUAUUAAUCUGUACACCUUGUUCAGGGUGGCGCAGAGAUUUUUAUCUUGUGUUGAGGAUGUGAUUAUAACUAUGCCAUCCGAAGGCAUGGUGUGUGCUGUUGGACUGGCUUUAUCUCGAAGCCUUGUUAGAUAUUUGGUCAUGCUAAAAUAGUAUUUAAUUACAAAUCAAAUUUAAGUUUUGACUUUUUAGGCUCAGUUUGUAUUUCUUGUAUGUCAAAACUUUCUGAUGUAGCCACUUUUUGAAAAUGAUUUUAAUAAAACUAAAAAUGCAGAACAAAUG
Physella acuta is the source of this 1232-nucleotide messenger RNA. Its product is annotated as eukaryotic translation initiation factor eIF1. Gene Ontology annotation, molecular function: translation initiation factor activity. The record is from RefSeq and is a predicted model, not a curated record. Gene Ontology annotation, biological process: translational initiation. NCBI's taxonomy places the organism in Eukaryota, Metazoa, Mollusca, Gastropoda, Physidae.